AUAACAACACUUAGUUGCUGCAUAGUGAAAAAGAGACGACUCUACAAGUUGGCGAUGACAUGGUUGCAUUUUGCAGGAAAUGCAACUUUUCACAGGAAGCAAUGUGAUCAGUAGGCAGUCAGCAACCCUUGGUGUAUUUCCGCAUCGAUGCUUCUGGAUAAACGACUCCAUAAGUGUUGUGAAUCUUCAUCUAUGCGUUUUAGUGAUGGUGCAUAUUUAUUUAAAUACAAAAGGUUGCUCAUCCCUGCUUGCUCAUCUUCUCUCCAUAGAGAGUGCUCGCUAACUGUCCAGAAGAGAGCGAUCUUCAAUCAUGGCAACCUAACCUCGCAGAUGCCCAUCGGAAGCAACCGGUUUCAGUUGCUUUGCUGCUGUUCAAUAAGCUCCCACCCUGAGAGUUGCGUGCGUGCUCUUCGAUAGGCGUUUUUGUUUGGGAAUUCCCCAUCGUAGGGAAGAUCUGUGUGUAAGACAUUAAUGUUGUGUGCACGCAGCCAGAGUAAGGUUAUCAGAGGAACACGAUGGGUCGUGUAAUGUGCUACACAAUCGCGUUGGUACCGUUGUGCCUUUUGCUGGUGGUUUCUUUAAGUUUAGCACAAAGCUGUGGCAAACGGAAGGUGGUGAACUUUCUUAUUGUUAACGGUACUGAAGCAAAGGAUGGUUAUUGGCCAUGGCACGUGGCACUAUUUCACAACAAUGCCCGAUCAUUCAUCUACGCGUGUGGAGGGACAAUCCUGGAUCAAAAUACAAUUUUAACGGCGGCUCACUGUUUGACGACGUCGAAUGGAGUUAUAGCAAAAGAGCGGCUUGUGGUACAAGUUGGACGAAAUCGACUACGCGUUGCUAGCAACCGCGCACAAGAACACGAAGCGUUCGAUUUGAUCAUACAUCCCGAAUACAACGUUAACCAUAUUCAACACGAUAUUGCUCUGAUAAAGCUCGCAACCGACAUUACGUACACCGAUUACAUUCAACCGAUUUGCUUGUGGAAUCGAGAUGAAGAUCAGAGCGCGAUCGUUGGCUCUUGGGGUACGGUGAUCGGAUUUGGUAGAGAUGAGACCGAUAAUCCUUCCGACACACUUCGUGAAACUAGUAUUCCCGUGGUUAGCACCAUCACCUGCAUCGAAAGCAACCGCGAAGUGUUUGGCAACCACCUUACCUCUGAUAUGUUCUGCGCUGGCAAUCGUAAUGGGAGCAGUGCCUGCAACGGUGAUAGCGGUGGAGGUUUAUUCUUCAAUCGCAAUGGCACCUGGUUUAUUCGCGGUAUUGUGUCUUUCACAAAGAAUCGCGAAGGGAGUUAUUUAUGUGACACGCAGGAAUACACCGUAUUUACGGAUGUGGCAAAGUACAUUAAAUGGAUCAAGCAAAACAUGCGUAAAACGAAAGUAUCAGCUCAACCAACAAAAGCAGUUCAGUCAGUGUCAGUAAAAGAUAAAAAUCGUAAAAUCGAAUUGCUACCAAUGUCCACCUGUGGUCCCAAUAAGUAUGGCCGCUUGGCAGAAUCCAGAAAGCCUGUUCUGUUUGGUUAUCCUUGGGUGGCUCUGCUAGAGUAUUUAGAUGAAACUGAAUCCAAUGAGGAUUACGAUACACCGCCUGUAGAAGUUUUAUGCCAGGCGACGUUAAUAAGUGAACUCUACCUUAUAACCAGUGCGAGUUGUAUUUAUGACAUGCCUAAGAGAUACAUCUUAUCAUCCGUAAGGCUGGGAGAGUACGACAAAGACGAGACGAGGGACUGUGCUGUAGUAAGAAGUAAAAUGGUAUGUUCGCCUCCGCUCCAAAUACGAGAGAUUGAUACGGUGAUCGCGCACAAGAACUACAAUAACCAGACUUUUGCGAAUAACAUUGCACUUAUUCGACUGCGAGACCCGGCGGACACUAGUCAAUCGAAUGUGAAGCCGAUCUGUUUACCAGUAACAAAUGAACUUCGCAAUCAGCAGUCAAUUCAUUACACAUUGACUGCGUGGACUGCUUGUCCUUGUAGCAGCUUACUCCUAAGGUCGAUACGCGAGGUAAUAAGCUUGAGAGAAUGUAAGCAGCUGUUCAACGAACUCCAAUUCUCGACAGAGGUAACGAAUAACCAGAUAUGUAUCAAACAGUUGCCGGUAAGCAGCACAGAUUGCAAAUUCCCAAACAAAGGGGCAACACUACAACGUUUGCUGACGGUGGAAGGAAAAAGUCGCUAUGUUAUGUAUGGAUUGUUGUCAACUUCACCUGAGGAUUGUGACGUGGAUAUCCCAGACGUGCAUGUCAACGUGGCCAACUACGUAAACUGGAUUCUAGAAAACAUAGAAGAAUCGGCUCACUGUUUGGAGACGGCGAAUGGGUGUAUUGCAGUGGAGCUCGUCAUAGUGAAAGUUGGACGAAGUCGACUACGCGUAGCUGAUAAACGCGCACAAAAACACGAGGCGCUCGAGUUAAUCGUGUAUCCGGGUUAUAACCGCGACACUAACCAACACGAUAUUGCUCUGAUAAAGCUCGCAACCAACAUUACCUAUACCGACUAUAUACAACCGAUAUGCUUGUGGAAUCGGGGUGAAGAUCAGAACGCGAUCGUUGGCUCUUGGGGCACGGUGAUCGGAUUCGGCAUUAAUGAGACGAAUAAUCCUACCAAUACGUUGCGUGAGACCAGCAUUCCCGUCGUUGCCACUGAUAUCUGCAUCGAAGGCAAACAGGACAUAUUAGCAACAUUCAUUACCUCAGAUAUGUUCUGCGCAGGCAAUCGUGAGGAAAUCAAUGCUUGCAACGGUGAUAGCGGUGGUGGUUUUUUCCUCAACUACACUGACACGUGGUACAUUCGCGGUAUAGUGUCGUUCAAACAGUAUCGCGACGAAACGAAUACAACUGACACAACGGAAUACAUCGUGUUUACGGAUGUGGCGAAGUAUUUGAAUUGGAUUCAAGAACACAUGGGUGAAACGGAUGGUCAACCGACUGAGAAUGAAAACAGCAAAAAAAUCGAAUUGCUACCAAUGUCCACCUGCGGUGGCAAUAGAUCAUCCGUAAGGCUGGGAGAGUACGACAAGGACCAAACGAGGGACUGUGCCGUAGUGGAUAGUCGAAUGAUAUGUUCGCCUCCGCUCCAAAUACGAGAGAUUGCUUCGGUGAUCACGCACACGAACUACAAUGACCAGACAAUGGCGAAUGACAUUGCACUUAUUCGACUGCGAUACCCAGCGGACAUUAGCCAACCUAAUGUGAAGCCGAUCUGUUUACCAGUAACGAGUGAGCUUCGCAAUCAGCAGUCAACCCACUACACACUUACAACGUGGGUAACUUGUCCUGGUACCAGCUUACUAGAAAGCUCGCUACGUGAGGUUAUCGAUUUGACCGAGUGCCAGGAAUCGUACCACAACAACUCCCGGGAGAUAACGACAUCCCAAUUAUCGUCGUUGGAAAAAGGGUAUCAUAUAUACAGGAUGGUUCAUGUAAGGUACGGUGUAAUCGCCCUGAUAGUGUUGUGCCUUUUGCUGGUGGUUUCCUCAAGUUUAGCACAAAGCUGUGGCAAACGGAAGGUGGUGAACUUUCUUAUUGUUAACGGUACUGAAGCAAAGGAUGGUUAUUGGCCAUGGCACGUGGCACUAUUUCACAACACACACCUAUCAAUCACUUACACGUGUGGAGGGACAAUCCUGGAUCAAAAUACAAUUUUAACGGCGGCUCACUGUUUGACGACGUCGAAUGGAGUUAUAGCAAAAGAGCGGCUUGUGGUGCAAGUUGGACGAAAUCGACUACGCAUUGCUAGCAACCGGGCACAAGAACACGAAGCGUUCGAGUUGAUCAUACAUCCAGAAUACAACGUUAACCGUAUUCAACACGAUAUUGCUCUGAUAAAGCUCGCAACCGACAUUACGUACACCGAUUACAUUCAACCGAUUUGCUUGUGGAAUCGGGAUGAAGAUCCAAAGGCGAUCGUUGGCUCUUGGGGUACGGUGAUCGGAUUCGGUAUUGAUGGGACUGAUCAUCCUUCCGACACACUUCGUGAAGCUAGUAUUCCCGUCGUUAGCGCCAUCACCUGCAUCGAAAGCAACCGCGAAGUGUUUGCCUCACAGCUUACAUCUAAUAUGUUCUGUGCUGGAAAUCGUGAUGGAAUAAGUGCCUGCAACGGUGAUAGCGGUGGAGGUUUAUUCUUUGAGUACAAUGGUGUGUGGUUCGUUCGCGGCGUAGUAUCUUUCACGAAGCCCCGUAAAAAUACGCUUAUAUGUGACACGAAUGAAUACACCGUAUUCAGCGAUGUGGCAAAGUACUUGACAUGGAUCAAGCAAAACCUUCGUGGCACGGGUCGUCAACCGGUUGUGAUAGAGAAGGACAACAGUCGUAAAAUUAGAUUGUUGCCGAUGUCAACCUGUGGUGCCAAUCCGUACGUCAGUAGGGAAGAAUCCUUCAAGCCUGUUCUGCUAGGAUAUCCUUGGAUGGGUCUGUUAGAGUAUACUGAUACCGGAACACAAGAAAAGAGAACGAGUUGUCAAGCGACAUUAAUAAGCGAUCGCUACGUAAUAACUGGGGCGCAUUGCGUUAGCGACUUACCUAGGCGAUACACCUUAUCAUCCGUACGACUAGGAGAGUACGAUAGAGACACGAUGACGGACUGUGCACAGGUGGAUGGAGAAAUGAUAUGUUCGCCUCCAGUUCAAAUACUACGUAUUGAGUCGGCGAUCGCGCAUGAGAAUUACAACAAACCACGUUACGCGAACGAUAUUGCACUCAUACGACUGCGAGAUCGAGCGGACACAAGUCAGAGUAAUGUGAAGCCGAUCUGUCUUCCAGUGACGAGUGAGCUGCGCAGUCAAAAGUCAACACACUACACACUGUCUACGUGGGCUUUUGGCUCUAAUGGCAACUUGCUGGAAAGGUCACUACGCGAGAUUGUCGAUUCGAUCGAAUGUCAGAAGCUGUACACCGAUCAGGCGGUUUUGCUCGAGAAAACAUCACGCCAGAUAUGCGUCAAGCAACCAUACGGGCCAGAGUGCAAGUUACCAUUGUCGGCAGCACCAUUACAGCUUGUGCAGGCAGUGCAAGGCAAUAGUCGCUAUGUUCUGUAUGGAGUUUUAUCGUUCGGACCAGUGAAAUGUGGAGAAGCUUAUCCAGAUGUAUACACCAACGUGGCCAGCUACGUAGACUGGAUUCUAGAAAACAUUCGUGAUUAUUUAGCACAAAGCUGUGGCAAACGGAAGGUGGUAAACUUUCUUAUUGUUAACGGUACUGAAGCAAAGGAUGGUAAUUGGCCUUGGCACGUAGCACUAUUUCACAACAAAGAUCGAUCAUUCAUCUACGCGUGUGGAGGAACAAUCCUGGAUCAAAAUACAGUUUUAACGGCGGCUCACUGUUUGACGACGUCGAAUGGAGUUAUAGCAAAAGAGCGGCUUCUGGUGCAAGUUGGACGAAAUCGACUACGCGUUGCUAGCAACCGCGCACAAGAACACGAAGCGUUCGAGUUGGUCAUACAUCCAGAAUACAACGUUAACCGUAUUCAACACGAUAUUGCUCUGAUAAAGCUCGCAACCGACAUUACGUAUACCGAUUACAUUCAACCGAUUUGCUUGUGGAAUCGAGGUGAUGAUCAGAACGCGAUCGUUGGCUCUUGGGGUAUGGUGAUCGGAUUCGGAAUUGAUGGGACUGAUCAUCCUUCCGACACACUUCGUGAAGCUAGUAUUCCCGUCGUUAGCGCCAUCACCUGCAUCGAAAGCAACCGCGAAGUGUUUGCCUCACAGCUUACAUCUAAUAUGUUCUGUGCUGGAAAUCGUGAUGGAAUAAGUGCCUGCAACGGUGAUAGCGGUGGAGGUUUAUUCUUUGAGUACAAUGGUGUGUGGUUCAUUCGCGGCGUAGUAUCUUUCACGAAGCCCCGUAAAAAUACGAUUAUAUGUGACACGAAUGAACACACCGUGUUCAGCGAUGUGGCAAAGUACUUGACAUGGAUUAAGCAAAACAUUCGCAGUAUGGGUGGUCAACCGGUUGUGAUAAAUGAGGACAACAAUAGUAAAAUUAAGUUGUUGCCGAUGUCCACCUGUGGUGCCAAUCCGUACGCCAUUAGGGAUGAAAUCUCCAAGCCUGUUCUGCUAGGAUAUCCUUGGGUGGGUCUAUUGGAGAUAAUUGAUACCGAGACACUUGAAAAGAGAACGAUUUGUCAAGCGACAUUAAUAAGCGAUCGCUACGUAAUCACUGGGGCGUUUUGCGUUAGCGACUUACCUUGGCGAUAUACCAUAUUAUCCGUACGACUAGGAGAAUACGAUAGAGACACGAUGACGGAUUGUGCACAGGUGGAUGGAGAAAUGAUAUGUUCGCCUCCAGUUCAAACACUACGCAUUGAGUCGGCGAUCGCGCAUGAGAAUUACAAAAAACCACGUUACGCGAACGAUAUUGCACUUAUACGACUGCGAGACCGAGCGGACACAAGUCAGAGUAAUGUGAAGCCGAUCUGUCUUCCAGUGACGAGUGAGUUGCGCAGUCAAAAGUCAACACACUACACACUGUCUACGUGGACUGUUGGCUCUAGUGGCAACUUGCUGGAAAGGUCACUACGCGAGAUUGUCGAUUCGAUCGAAUGUCAGAAGCUGUACACCGAUCGGGCGGUUUUGCUCGAGAAAACAUCACGCCAGAUAUGCGUCAAGCGACCAUACGGGCCAGAGUGCAAGUUACCAUUGUCGGCAGCACCAUUACAGCUUGUGCAGCCAGUGCAAGGCAAUAGUCGCUAUGUCCUGUAUGGAAUUUCAUCAUUCGGACCAAUGAAAUGUGGAGAAGCUUAUCCGGAUGUAUACACCAACGUGGCCAGCUACGUAGACUGGAUUCUAGAAAACAUUCGUGAUUAGUAUUUGAGUUUCGAAAUACAAACAGUUGGUGUUGAAACUCCUUACGUAGAUCACGACAAAUGCAAUUACAGAUCUACAGAUUUUCAAUUACUCAAAUCAAAUUCGGACCGUAACCCUGUUCGCAGGACUGACUAUCUUACGCACGGGUAAUUAAAGUCAAGGUAGCAAAGACCUUCGAAGCAAACUAAGCGUCCGCGAGGACUCCUAGCUUUAAGGGGAGCAAAAUAUACAGAGAGAAAUAUACAGAAGUGUGUCGAUUUUGGAUGAAUUCAAAGGUAGCAGGGGAGCUACUGCUCCAUCCACUUCUCCAGGAUUUGCCGCAUAUUGAAGAUCAGAAGAAUGUGUCUAUUAGCUUACCUUUCUAUACCGCAGCAAUAACUUCACGAAUUGCAUGUUUGAUUGUUGCAACUCGAUCGCGCUCAAACUUACUCACUCAAAUAAAGGCGAAAAUAAAAAAAAUCUUUCUUCUUCGACGCACAACCAUAA
Anopheles funestus (African malaria mosquito) is the source of this 7283-nucleotide messenger RNA. RefSeq lists its product as uncharacterized. The transcript is spliced from 12 exons. The record is from RefSeq and is a predicted model, not a curated record. Gene Ontology annotation, biological process: proteolysis. The coding region runs from base 516 to 6797 and encodes 2093 amino acids. NCBI's taxonomy places the organism in Eukaryota, Metazoa, Arthropoda, Insecta, Diptera, Culicidae. Gene Ontology annotation, molecular function: serine-type endopeptidase activity.